Molecule: messenger RNA, 1709 nt
Organism: Monomorium pharaonis (pharaoh ant)
Lineage: Eukaryota; Metazoa; Arthropoda; Insecta; Hymenoptera; Formicidae
Product: mannose-P-dolichol utilization defect 1 protein homolog
Exons: 5
Coding region: 150-884 (244 amino acids)
Biological process (GO): oligosaccharide biosynthetic process
Source: RefSeq, a predicted model, not a curated record
UUUCGCAGAGGUUUUUUUGGAUAUGUCGUCUCUGUUAUCUGAUGUCGUCCGAGCCCUUCCAUUCUUCAUUCCGUGUAUAUUUAAAUUUUUUCCGUGUAUUUAUACCGUGAGAUAAUAUAGUCGAUAACUGCAGGAAAAAUCAUAGCAAUAUGGUAGAACAUAUCAGAAAAGCGGCGUUAUUUUUAUUUACUCAGGAAUGUAUAAAAGAGUACUUCGACGAGUUCAAUUUUUUUCACGUUGGAUGCUUCAAAGCGACAUUGAGUAAAGGCCUAGGACUGGGCAUUAUUGGAGGUUCCGUGCUUGUGAAGGUACCUCAAAUUAUGAAAAUUCUAAAAAAUAAGAGUGGCGAGGGAAUCAAUAUCUUUAGUGUAUUAUUGGAUCUAUUUGCUAUCACUGCAAUGUCUUCCUAUAGUUUUAUCAGUAGAUUUCCAUUUAGUGCCUGGGGAGAUGGAGUAUUUUUAGGUCUUCAGACUUUAAUUAUCGCUGUUCUAGUAAUGUAUUACAAUGGAGAUACAACGAAAGCAACUACAUUCCUUUCUGCUUAUCUAGCAAUAAUUUGUGCAGCUAAUAGUGGGCUAACUCCUAUCCAUGUUCUCUGGACAUGUCAAGCAAUGAAUAUACCCAUUGUUCUUAUUAGCAAGCUUAUUCAAGCUUACACAAAUUAUACUAAUGGAAAUACUGGCCAGUUAUCAGCGGCAACAUGUUUCAUGCUCUUUUUUGGUUCUCUCGCAAGAAUCUUUACUUCCAUUCAAGAAACGGGUGAUACAACUAUGAUAACAAUGUACCUGUGUUCUACUCUGGCAAAUGGUGUAAUAGUGGCACAGCUACUUUAUUACUGGAAUGUGGAUGUAAAGAGUAAAGAAAAGCUCAAGAAGAAAGGCUAGAAUAAAAGAAAUGGGAAUGUUUAUAUGUAGCAUGUGCGAUUGAUUAUCUAUACAGGCCAAUCUAAAAUUUAAAAAAAGUCAUAGUUGUAAAAAAUUUCGUAUAAAUAAUAUUUUACAAAGUCAACGAUGUAGAAGGAAUGAAUGUUUGAGAAUCACUUUUCACACAACAAAUAAUUUUCUGAAAACAUUUGCACCGUACAUACUCGGAUAGCGUGUCUUGCUACUGAUAUGACUCGCAGUCAUUAGAAUUUUAGCAACUGAAUCCAUUUAUUUACAAAUUAAUGCCUUUUCUAAAAGAAAAAAAAUUCUGGAUACGUCCAUACUAGACACGCUUGAUUAUCUAGGCAGAAAUAACCUGGUUAUAAAUGAUUCAAAGCUGUAAUGAUCGGUUUAUAAUAGAUGUAGUAAUCUUUAAACAUUAACAUUAAUCACUAUUCAAUUAAUCUCUUUAUGUUCGAUUGUGAUUAAUUUUUUACAGCUUAAAGCUUACUAUAUCUGUUUUAGAUGAAUUAUAACAUAAUAUCAUUUUGCAAUUUAGAAAUUAAAAUAUUGUUUAGAUUUAGGUUUAUUAAAAGAUGAGUAACGACAAUAUAUUAUAAAAUGUCACUUAUUAAAUAUACACAAUUAGAUAAGACUGGACUAUUGUUAAAUGGAGCUUAUUAAAUUUUUUAAUAUAUAAAAACGAGGUAAUAUCUUUUGUACUUAUUUUACUAUUUGUAAAAUAGGUAUUUCAUACAUCUUUUGUGUUAUAACUUAAUUAUUACUGUAAAUUCUUAGUCUGUAUUGUUAUCAAGCAUUAUUAAGUAUUAAAUUAUAUUGUUUAAA